AUGGAGAACAUGUUUGAGUUGUUGGACGACAACACCUGCGUCAGCGACCCACCGAACGCCUCGCGUCUCGCAGUUUCCGGUGGCAAAAUCGAGUUCCGCAAUGUGUCGUUCUCUUAUGUGCCCGAACGUCCAAUUCUGAAGAACAUCUCCUUCACGGUGAUGCCUGGGAAGAAGGUUGCGCUGGUCGGUCAAACCGGGAGCGGGAAGUCCACGGUCGUUCGCCUGCUCUUCCGUUUCUAUUCCCCGCUUAGCGGUGAGAUCUUGAUCGAUGAGCAGGACAUCUCUCACGUCACCGAGUCCUCCCUGCGCCAGGCGAUUGGCGUUGUGCCCCAAGACACGGUGCUUUUUAACGACACUAUCGCCUACAACAUCCGCUACGGCCGACAUUCUGCCUCGCCAGAGGAAGUUCAGGGCGCAGCGAGGGCUGCCGAGCUGCACGAGCGUCUGCAAGACUUCCCGGACGGCUACGACACGCUGGUGGGCGAACGCGGCUUGAAGUUGUCCGGUGGGGAGAAGCAGCGCGUGGCCAUUGCGCGCACCAUCCUCAAGGGUCCGCAAAUCGUCCUUCUCGACGAGGCGACGUCGGCUUUGGACACGGCGACAGAGCGCCUCAUUCAGGAGAGUUUGGAGAAGAUUUGUGAGAACCGAACGACCAUCAUGAUCGCCCACCGGCUCUCCACGGUUCGCAACGCCGACGAGAUUCUGGUGAUGCAUCAGGGCGAAAUCGUUGAGCGCGGAAACCACGAAGAGCUACUCGCCGUUCCUGAUGGACGUUAUGCGUCACUUUGGCUUGAACAGAGCAGCCAUGAUACCAUAAAAUCCUCGUCAUCUUGA
Mesocestoides corti is the source of this 834-nucleotide messenger RNA. The record is from the annotation of a GenBank genome assembly. Lineage: Eukaryota; Metazoa; Platyhelminthes; Cestoda; Cyclophyllidea; Mesocestoididae.